Molecule: messenger RNA, 3021 nt
Organism: Trichobilharzia szidati
Lineage: Eukaryota; Metazoa; Platyhelminthes; Trematoda; Strigeidida; Schistosomatidae
Source: the annotation of a GenBank genome assembly
AAUAAAAUCAAAUGUUGGGUGUCACAUCCAAGGUUGUUUGGUUGACAUUUUUUCCCGAGGAUUUAAGAUUAGUUUUGAGUGAAUAAUGAAAACACUUUCGCUCUGCAGAUGUGUAGGAGAUUACUGACCUUGCAACAUGGAGGUUGGUAAUGUUAUGGGAGACCAGUUUUUACCAAACAACCACGUAGUAACUGAAACAUCAAACACGGAAUCGGCCAACAGUGAACCAAGGCGUGACAGUAAUGCCAUAUAUUCAAAGGAUAAUUCUGCUAAUACAACUAAUUCUGUACAUCAUCAUCAUCGUCGAAAACGGUCCCAUGUGUCACCACUGGCGCGGUCUAGACAGCCCAUGAAUUUGCUAGAAUCACUUCCAUAUACGGAAUGUGGCCUUUCACGUCUGAAAGACCAUGUAGAAAUAAUGGAAUCUGCUGAUGAAGAUAAUGGUAUGGCUAGUUGCAAUUCUGAAACUCUUUUGCAUAAUGAAACUACUCAGACAAUUGAAAAAUCUGUAAAUGCUCUAAAGCUCACAAAAUUAGAUCCAGAGUUCCGUGAUUUGAUCUCACGUUAUGUGUGCUCUGACUAUGUCAUUCAUUGUCUCGAACUGGCUGGGUUUUGUUCACCGUACGUUGUGGCCCGAAUGGAUUACCAUCAGUUGCAAAGACUGGAAGCCUUCGUAGGACAUGCGUGUUCAGUUAUGAAGUCAGCUAGUCUAAGAGAGCAUUUCGUGGGGCCUAUUUUCGCAGGUGAUCCUCUUAAGUUCAAACUGCCUUCUGGUGCAGCUUGUGGAAUUCUUCUUGCGGCCAAUGAAAUACGUAGAAGGUAUCGCCGUACUCAGUUACCAGUAGAAAGUCAAAAUGUCACUGAUGAGGAUGUGAUAAUUGUCCCAGAUUCGUGCGAUCAAAGUUUCAAUGAUGCAGCUUGUCAGACAUAUUCAUCAACAUUUCAUUCGCUUUCUGUAUUGUCCCCAGUGCCGAACAUUUCAACUGAUGCACUUAGCGUUGUGGGAAAUCUAGAAACCACAUCUCCUACAGCGGCUAUGAAUUCGAAUCCUAGGACAUCUAAUUCACCAAACUCAUCAAAGCUAGAAUUAAAUACAGCAUCAAAGACUGGAUCAGCAGCAAUGAUGGCUAGUGCUCUUCAUGUUACUGCUGCGGUUGUAAGUGGAAACGGAUUUAAUAGUUCUAUGCCGACUGAAAACAGUUCGGCGGCACUCCCUACUUUAAAUAACUCCACAUCUGUCGAUGCCAGUUCCGUCCUUCAUCCACAAACUAGCCCCUCACCAGUGUCAUCACGUGUAUCAGUUUCAGCACCUAACACUCAUACUCCCACCGUAACUUCAAAUACUUUUUCCUCACAGCCUAACUUUGUGCUCAGUCCCUCUCCCGUAGACUGCGGCAAUGGAGUAUUAGGAACUGAUGCAGUCAUUCUAGAACGCUUAAAACAACACUCUUCAGCCAGUGCCAUUAGGUUAGCAUCACGGCAGUUCGUCAAUGCAUACCUUAUGCGUGGUAGGGAUUUUGAUAUGGAAAUGGAACUUUCAGUAACACCUGAUGGGUGUAAACGUGUCACCGGGAUAUUUUAUUGUCACUUGUGCAGAAAGAAACGAGAGCGUACCUCAGCUGUACGUUUUACAAUAGCUCGAAAUAGAUAUCCAGUUUUGAGUAAUGUUUUGUCUCAUCUGAAAACUCAUUUCCACUAUAAAGGACAACUGAUGUCAGGAUUAGAGGCAUCAGUGAUCCAGCAAACUCAAAGCUUACUCAAAUCAGCUAAGUCAUUUAACGAAUCCUUCACUGGCAAGGAUGUAAGUCAAUCUUCAGGAGCAUUUAAUUGUUCGAACUAUCGUUCAGACAUAGUUGAGGAAAAUACCCUUAAUCCAUCUAACAAUUCAUUUUUACAACCAUCUGUUUCUGUCAACCAGUUCCACUCCCAUAUAAAACCAGGAUCCGCAGACUAUACCUAUACUGUGGAUUCUGAGGGUAACGAAGAUUCCAAUUCAGUGCAUCCUAUUUUCGACAGUUUGUCUGCCUCUUCAUCACACAGAUUAAAUUCAUCAAGUGAUAGAAGUUUGUCUCCUACUCGUGGUUUGGGACUUGACGUUGGUAUUCCCUCAAGACAAAAUACAACUUCCAGUAAUCGGUGCAAUGCCCUCACAUCUUGACUGGUAUUUUAGCGGCUUCUUUUACUAACAUUUUGUAAGAUUCUGCGAAUUUGUUCACUUGUAAACAGCUGAUUAUCUUGAACAAAGCCAAAACAACAAUUGUACCAGGAUAUGAGCUCAUCUUUUAUUAUUUCGAGGAUUCUCAACUGGUUACAAUCUGAACGAUAAAAAAUAUGAAUUACAUUACAUACUUUUCCACGAUCACAAGGAAUAAUUGGUAGGAAGUAAAAGCUGAUUAUCUACCUGUUCUAAUUAUUCAAUGUGAGAUUUAAUUUGGAAAGAUACGUAUACACAAAGAAAUUACUUAUCAUUCUUCUGCAUUCCGUAGUAGGAAUCCCCUGUAAAUAUCAGUUGUUUGUUGUCUCCGCCAAUUUCUUAAUUAUGGUAUGUACAUUUGUGUAUAAAUUAUUUUUUUCUCGAAAAACUUGUCUGAUGGUACAUGACAGUUGCAUCAUGUGUGUGCAUGAACUUUCACAGAAUUGCUUAUAACGUCUGCUGAAUUUUUACGAUUCUACAAUAUUCUGUCGUCCAGUAUUACUUUGUAUUUUGUUUCAUACCUCGUGUUGUUUAUCAGUAUAUUGUGGACUUUAAUACAUUAAAAUAUUGAGUUUGACAGGUGAAUGAAACACCUUAGUAAAUAAAAUCUUGGGAAGCUUAAUCGCAAUCAACUGGUCUUACAUUUUACAUUACAGUCAUUCAAAAAUCUAUCCUUUGGUAUUUAAAAAUUACUGAGACUGAACGUCAUGAGACACAUACAUUUAAAAGGCGAAGUAUUACUCAACAACCACAUUACCUGAUGACUUCAGUGUUGGGUCUGGUUACGCAAAGUUCAGUGAUUCGUAACGGAUGUUACCUAAAGUCCA